GAGCGUCCUCCCUCGACUCCGAUUCCAUGAAACGGAAACUGUGAUGCCAGCGUUCUGGCACCGGAAGUCAACCAAAGCUUCAGAGUGGAAUUUGGGAAGGGUUGUUGUGAGGAGAAACCGAAGUAUGUAGUACUUAGGAUUCUGGGUUCCUUGGAAGAAGGUUCCUCUGGGUUCCUUGGAGGAAGAGCGGGAUAUAAAAAAAUGUAUGGGCUGGCAAUAAAAUUAUCUUUCUUUGCUCACCAAAGUCUGAUGAAGAAUCCGGGCUUCUGAAAACCCUUGUGCACUGAUCCACAGCUCCACCCUUUCCCUGAAGUGUUAAUGUGAUGGCUGUCUUGCAGGCACCAACGUGGCUAUUGCCGGUGGUUGCAACCAUCUUGCUUGGGCUGCUGAGCUCUACCCAAGCUGGUGCUUAUUAUGGGAUCAAGCCGCUGCCUCCCCAAGUGCCACAGUACCAAGCCCUUGGACAACAAGUACCUCACAUGCCACUAGGCAAAGAAGGCAUUCCAAUGCAGCACAUGGGCAAGGAGGGGCCACACCUCCCUUAUGGGAAAGAAUACAUUCCUCAGUAUAUAAAAGAAAUCCCACAGAUACCUAUGCUUGGCAAGGAGAGGAUUUCGAAGAAAGAGAAAGCGGCAAUGCCUUUAGCCAGUUUGAGAGGUGAGCGUGGUCCUCCUGGAGAGCCUGGACCAAGAGGCCCACCUGGACCUCCAGGGUUACCAGGACAUGGAGUGCCAGGAGCCAAAGGAAAACCAGGUCCACAAGGAUAUCCAGGGAUUGGCAAGUCAGGCAUGCCCGGAAUGCCAGGAAAACCAGGAGGAUUGGGGGUUCCUGGACCAAGAGGCGAGAUGGGGCCAAAGGGAGAGAUUGGACCGAUGGGCAUUCCAGGGCCCCAAGGACUGCCAGGACCUCAUGGACUACCUGGAAUAGGAAAACCGGGUGACCGCGGAUUGCCAGGGCAGCCCGGACCAAAGGGUGAGCCAGGAAUGAAAGGACAACCUGGAAUACAAGGCCCCCCAGGCCCAAAAGGAGAUAAAGGCAUUGGGAUUCCAGGAUUGCCAGGGCUAAAAGGUCCGCCGGGUUUACCUGGUUCUCCAGGCCCUGUUGGACUACCGGGGAUAGGCAAGCCAGGGAUGAUUGGUUUUCCGGGCCCCCAGGGACCUGCAGGCAAACCAGGGCUUCCAGGGGAGCCAGGGCCUCAAGGAUUGGUUGGAGCCCCUGGAAUUCAAGGCCCUCCUGGCCUUCCAGGUAUAGGGAAACCAGGCCAAGAUGGAAUUCCAGGUCAGCCAGGGUUUCCAGGUGGGAAGGGUGAGCAAGGCUUGCCAGGCUUGCCAGGACCUCCUGGUUUACCUGGGAUUGGGAAGCCAGGUUUCCCUGGACCCAAAGGUGACCGUGGCAUGGGUGGUCUUCCAGGGCCCCUUGGGCCUAAGGGUGAAAAAGGGCACGUGGGCCCACCUGGCAUGGGUGGUCCUCCAGGAGAGCCAGGCCAAGCAGGUUUGCCAGGAAUAAUGGGGGCCCCAGGAGCAAUGGGGUAUCCAGGCCCUAAAGGUGAAGCUGGAGCUUUUGGGCCUCCAGGGCCUAUUGGCCCCAAAGGUGAGCUCGGCCUACAAGGUUUUCCAGGUAAGCCUGGUUUUCCUGGGGAAGUAGGGCCUCCAGGCCUAAGAGGCUUACCUGGUCCAAUUGGACCAAAAGGAGAAGCUGGUCACAAAGGUUUACCAGGCCUGCCUGGUGCUCAUGGGCCCAUGGGACCCAAAGGAGAACCUGGAGUCCCAGGGGCUCAAGGCCAUCAAGGGCCUCCUGGAAUCCCAGGCAUUGCAGGGCCUAGUGGCCCAAUUGGGCCUCCUGGACUCCCUGGGCCUAAAGGUGAACGGGGAGUACCUGGUCCACCAGGGUUUCCGGGAAUGGGGAAACCUGGUAUAGCAGGGGUGCAAGGACCACCUGGAAAACCUGGAAUGAUUGGGGCACCUGGCCAGCCAGGCCUCCAAGGACCCCCAGGGCCUCCUGGGCCUCCUGGUCCCCCAGUAAUAAUCCCGCCCACACCACCAGCUGUUGGACAAUAUUUGCCUGAGGUGGGUCCAGGUCUUGAUGGAGUGAAGACUCCACAUGGCUAUAUGGGGAAGAAAGGCAAACAUGGUGGUGCUGCCUAUGAGAUGCCAGCUUUCACAGCUGAGCUCACCACACCUUUCCCACGGGUUGGGGUACCUGUGAUGUUUGACAAGCUCCUCUAUAAUGGCAGGCAGAACUAUAACCCACAGACUGGCAUCUUCACCUGCGAAAUCCCUGGGAUUUACUACUUUGCCUACCACAUCCACUGUAAAGGGGGGAAUGUCUGGAUAGCUCUGUUCAAGAACAAUGAGCCACUGAUGUAUACGUACGAUGAAUACAAGAAAGGCUUUCUGGACCAAGCUUCCGGGAGUGCUGUUGUUCAGCUUAUGCCUGGUGACAGAGUUUAUAUCCAGAUGCCGUCUGAACAGGCAGCAGGACUCUAUGCCGGGCAAUAUGUUCACUCAUCUUUUUCAGGAUAUUUAUUGUAUCCCAUGUAAGCCAAACACCCAGACAAAAUGAAACCUCUUUUUCUCUGCUUCAAACCUAUACCGUUGAAAGAUGCAUUUAAUGACCGUUUUGGACCAAUGUGUACAAUAAUUAAAAUAAAAUUACAACUUUAAACAUUACGUACAGAUUGUUAUAAAGGAAAAAGGAAAUGAUGAUGAAGCCAGUAGGAAUCUGUUUGCUGUACACUGAACAUUUUCACUAUUUGCCUGCUUUGUUUAAUUGAAGAUAUCGCGUUAUAGUUCACAUCAGGUGCUCAUCCCUUGCUCAGUGCUUAAAUUAUUGGGGGACGCUGAUACUCCUCCCAAUUUUAGCUAAAUAAUCAUGUCCCCUCCUGUAUCCUUCUAAAAAUAGUAGCUAAGGGGGGCAACUCAAAGGGUAAGGGGGCUAAACUUCCCUCUGCUCCCCGUAAUUCAUGCAUUGCACUGGCUACCAUAGUAUGCUUACCUGAAAUAUUCCACUAAACAGAAGAUGAUAAAGAAAAACAUAUAGAGAAACUUGUGUUAAAGUACUGUAUUCUGGGGGAGAGGCUUUUAAAACUGACUUAAAAUAGGGUCCAUAAUCCUGCAAGAUUCUCCAAGCCCUGAAUCCAUAUUUUCUUUUCAUGCAGCAAUAGUAGUUUCUUCAAAUUGAUAAUUUUCACAAUAUAGCCAGAGUGAGUGAGGGGCAAUGUAUGUAAAUCUGUCUGAAAGUAUGGUGUUAACAACAUUAGGCUCAGCAACCCUCCAGACUGGCAGGAAUUGACAUCAGUUUCUAAGGUAUGACUGAAAGCAAUUCUGGAUCAUAAUGCCUUGACAUUAUGUAAAGCAUUCAAAAAAUAUUGAGACAAGGCCUCCAGGAAUAGCUUCAGUUUGAGUUGGCACAGUCCUGAUGCAUGUAGAGUAGUGCUCUUCUCUAGAAAUAGGGAACUCUAUUUUGCCUGAGAUCUCCAUCUUGUGGGGAGAGACCUGUGUGUACACAUGAAGUCCAUGUCUUGACUUCAUGUAAGCAUUCAAGUGAUUAGGGCUCUACCUGCCAUUCUGAGCCCACUCUUCCCUCUAGGCAUGUUGACUCAUUCUGCACAUGGCAGCAGAAUGGGACUAAAGAAUGGUAGCAAACAAGUCGACACCGACUUGACGGCACUUAAUCAAUCAAUCAAUCUGUGAAAUUCCUGCGUUUUGUGUAACUGCCUGAAUGUUACAUUGCAAUGCACGUGUAACAUUCUGCAGUAUGUCAGCCACUAGCUGUAGGGGGAACCCAAUCAGGAUAGGGACCGUGUCACAGGUGGAGAGGAUAAGUGUUAAGCCCCCAAUCUGCUAUUUGCCUCAGAAUGGAAACUCCUGCUGACACCAAUGGAAAUUUCCUUUCCAGGGCUGAUAACAUGAUCUUUGGGGGCAUGAGCUUCCAUGGCAUGGGGAAAAUAAGUGAAAUACUCUCUUCCUGCACACUGUGGCCCCAGUUUCCUCAGAUCUUCCUAUGGCUUUUGUUUUUUUAAAAAACUGAAGCACAAAUGACACGUUUAAUGGUGCAUGGAGUUUGACUCUAAGUCCACAGUAAGGUAAGGAAAACUUGCCCAUUGUUUUUUCCAGUGACCACUGGGUCAUCUUAGCUGCCAGAGUGUUUUUUUUUAAGCAUGUAGAUAGAUUUAUGGAGUGGAGAUGAUUAGUGGCUUUUUUUUAGUAAUACAUUACACCAAAGCAAUUAAAGUCAGUUCUAGGAAGUCAUUUAAUGUUUGUACAGAGCAGGUUAAUGGCUGCCAGUUAGUUACUCUUGCCUCAUAGAUGAGCCAAUAGGCCUCUGCACAUAAAUAUUGGGGAAAUAGUUAGGCAGGCACCUGUGACUGAAGCAGGGGUGUGACAUCUGAGUCAUGGGAACCAAUGAUGGGUCCCAAACAAACACUGAAUCCUGGCUGUGAUCUAGGCAAAGUGAAGCACUUCUAGGUUCCACUGGUGUCAGAGGGAGUUAUAUGGCUUAGAGCCAGCUACCUGUGAUGCUGAGUUGCAUGUAGUAUCUUCACACAAAAAACAGCCAAGGAUUCACACUCACUCACACACACACACACACACACACACACAAAACUGUGGUCAGCUGUAGCUGUACUCUGAAGUAGAAGAUCCAUGUGUAGGGGAGGGCUAGACAAAGCCCUAUUAACCCUUUCCCCUCUGUCAGUUUUUUUCUACUGCAAAAGCACACCCUUCCCAAGCAGCUUUUCCCCCAUGGGGAAAAAAUACAGAUGCCUGUAUCUUUUCCCCUAUGGAGAGAAAAGCAGUUUGCAGGCACUUUUUGAUGGAGAGAGAUCCAGAAGGGAAAGAGUUAAAGAGCUGUCGCCCCCAGGGUUGUCAACUGUGACAGAGGCUAUUCUUGGAGAUCCCCCCCCAAAAAAAAUAUUUCCCCAAUGUUUUUCAUAACAUCACACUAUUAAAAUCUCCAGGGUUGCUUUUAAUAGUCACCUGGAGAUUGGUGCCAAUUCCGGAAGACUCCAGGCCUGGGAACCCUACUCCCUGCAGGCUCUUUACUUCAGACUGCAGGUUCUAUGGCUGUAAUCUAAGUGCGGGGGGGGGGGCAUAGAGAGAAAAGUUACAAUUGACUCCAAAUCUUAAUUCUCCCACUGGAAUCAAAGGAAUGUAAAAGUGCUUAACCUUUGCUGGAACUUGCCCUCUAUCUGUGCAGUUCCUUCCUUACUAUAUGGUUUAGGAGCCAUUCUUCUAGGUCUUGUCAAAGAGAAUUUGUUUCUUUGGAUGUAAGGGGGGGAAAGCCCUGAUGCUUUGAUAUACUCAAAAAUGAACUACUUAUUCAUUUGUUAUCUAUUUUCUACAUUCACUUAAUAAAGGAUAAUGUGGCUGGCUAGCAAUAGUCCGGGGUGGAACUUUGGCUUAAUGUUUGUCUGUAGUGUCAUACAAAUCAGUUGCAUGAAGAUGAUGUGCAGUGUAACAAUUCUUUUCAAAGCCUUUGUCUUUAGGUUCCAUUCUCCAGUUACCUAUUGAGCAUGUGCAGGUUAAGGUGCUUGUGUCAUAGCAAACUACUAUGGCCACAAUCCAAUGCAGAGUUCAGCCCUUUGACUUCAUCCAGAUUGGGUGUGCAAGCAGCAGCUGGAGUUCAGCUCGUGACACCUAUGCAUAUCUGCUGUUUGGCAGGUGGGGGGGGAGCAGGGGAAUGAAACUCACCCACAUUUCCCCCUGCUGAACAGCUAGCUGGCAUGGUCAUAGAUUUUAUAGUAGCUCAAUACGGGCAUAGCCUUGGCAGCUGGAUCAGAUGAGUAUCAAAGGCCAGCAGCUGCUUAGGGCAUCAGAAUUUGAGAGCAAAAGGAGAGCUCAGUCCCCUCAAUCCAGAUCCCUGAGAAAACAGAGCCUUGAGCAGGGGUGUCUUCCAGUGUCCCCUCUAACAGAGAUUCCCAGAUGUUGUGGACUACAACUCCCAGCAUUCCCAGCUGCAUCAGCCUUUGCUUGGGGAUUAUGGCUAGUCAACAACAUCUGAGAAUCCCUGUUAGAGGGAACACUGGUGUCUUCCCCCACUCUCCAUAGUUUUCCCAACUUCAACCCCCUCCCCUCCCUCCAAUAACUUAAUAAUGGUAGGCAGGAGCUAGAUCAGAUGCCAUUGUCGAUCGCUGGAUGAUUUGCAGUAAAUCAACAAAAGGUUUGACUCCCAAUAGUUUUAACACUGGUAAGUAAAUUUUCAAGUUAAAAAUCUCUGUCAUGGCUGUCCUUGUGCUAAUUGCUUUUCUCAGUCUCAGCAUUCACAUUUUUAAAAUAUGAAUAUAGAUUGGUUGGCUUUGACCUGGUCUGUAUGCCUCACUGUUGAGUUUUAGAGGUUGUGUGGGUUGUGGGUUGUUUCUUUUAAAGAAUCUGUUAUCUGUGGCAACAAAUAUAGAUUUAUGCUUGUUUAUCCAGAUUAUUUGCUUUGAUCUAAUAUUGAUAUGCCAGUCCUCCACAAAGUGGUUUACAGGAUCAAAUAUCUCAGAUAGUACACGUCAUAAAACCAGCACAUCAGUAUCAAAAUUCAAAGCAAUUUCUUUAGAACUGAAUUCAAAACGUCUUAGCAAAAGAAAAAUUCAAUAAAUCAAAACUCACUGGUUAUCUCAGUGCAGUGGUGUAACAAGCUCUGAAGGGAUCUAUGUGCAAAAAUUGAACAUGGGCCCCAUUGGAUAAUUUCCCCAUAGCGAACUCUGUGGUUUUUUUGGAGCUCGAAACAAAACACAGAUGGCCAAAAUGUUUCAUCAGCAGAACAAACCUCAAAAUGUUUCGAGUAUUUCAGCCAUAAGGAACAAUGGGGGAAAUCAAAACACCCCAUUUCCCCCCAUGGGUAGCUCCUAGAGACACCAAAGUGGGUUGGAUGAUAAGGCAUGAUGGGUGCUACCUACCACCCAACACACACACAUACACGGUUAUCAUUUGUAUUACGAGCCAGCCAAGAAGCAGGGAGAUUGCAAGCCAGUCAGAAACCAGUGGCAGAAAACCAAUCAGCAAGGGAAAAUCAGGCCUCCAAUAUGGUGCUUGAAAUGUCAAAACAUUUCAAAUCAAAAUGGGGUUGUUUUGUUCCAAGCUCAAAACAGGCCAUUUGAUGUUUUGUUUCGAGCUCAAGACACUUGAAAUGGCCUGUUUUGAGUUGAAAAUUUUCAGCAUCAAAAGGUUUUCACAUCCCUACUCAGUUGGAGAUCUGCCCAGUCUCAUUGUAUUCCUCAUGAGCUGCAGGAGGAAAUUGGUUCUUCCUCCUCUGCCACCAUUUCGCAUCUGAAUCCAACAUCACCUUCUGCCAUUAUUUUGCCUACAAGUGUGGUUGGUAGACCUGGGGGUUCUAAUAAAGAAAACAAAAUGAAGUAAAUCCUACAAGUCUGAAGUUUGCCCAUCAAGUCUUACAACCAAUUUGGCAGGUAUAAGAGCAGCAUUUGGGAAAAAGAGGAGACACAUACCACCUUCCCAGACAUCCCACAAGAUGUGGAAGAGCAACAAAAUUAAAAACUUUGCCUAGGCUAGGAGCUCCCACCCUGUGGUACUCCAGGUGCUGCUGAACUACAACUCCCAUAAUCCCCAACCACAAUAAAUUGUACUUGGGGAUUAUGGGCAUCGUAGUUCAGAAACAUCUGGAGUACCACAAGUUGGGAACCGCUGGUCUAUAGUAGCAAAUUAGCUUGAGCUGGUUAAGUGCAAGUCUAUUUUCUUACACGUUUCUUCAUCCAGCUAGGGAUAGGUGCACAGAGGCAUGCUUUUGUGUAUAUUAGUAUGUCCCUUAGUUGGAUUGGAGAUAUUGGAAUCACUGGGCUAAACUUUUUAUUGGAUUGUGGUCAUUCUUUUCAACAAUGGUGCUCAUCUCACAGUAAAGAGGCGGUAUGGAGACUAUUUAAAAAAGACAGUAUAUAUGCUUUUCAGUGCUGCUUAUCACACUUCCACAUCCGUUUAAAUCAUGUUACAAGUCCACCACUCAUCAUUUUAACCACUUAACUGAAGCAUCAUAUUUAAUUGAAAUAAGCCUCUUCCAUUGCCAAAUGAAUAUGGACUGAAACUGGCAUUUCCAUUAUUUAAAUACAGAGUUUAGUAAUGCAGUUUACCAUUGGCACAAGACUGCAAUAUCUAAGACAUGGUGCUAGAAAUCAGAAUGUUAUAUCUUGAGAGCAAUGGGCAGUUUAUCAACCUUGGGUCAGUUGCUAGAAUAUAUAUAUAUGAAAGAGAUGAAGAAAAUAGCAAAUAAAUUUUGUAUUUAAUUUUUUUUGUACUGAUUUUAAAAGAUCUUAUUAAAUAUCUUUUUAAAAUGUU
This is a messenger RNA of Hemicordylus capensis (graceful crag lizard), 8273 nucleotides long. RefSeq names its product collagen type VIII alpha 1 chain (gene COL8A1). The record is from RefSeq and is a predicted model, not a curated record. Gene Ontology annotation, molecular function: protein binding. NCBI's taxonomy places the organism in Eukaryota, Metazoa, Chordata, Lepidosauria, Squamata, Cordylidae. The transcript has 5 exons. Bases 324 to 2540 code for a protein of 738 amino acids.